CCACCCAUAAUUUGUUUUUCAGUUUCUUUCUUCUCCGUUUCUUUCUCUUCUUCCGCCGAUUCUCUCCUUCUUGAGAAAUCAAGAAACUCAAGAGACUCCGACUCUUCUUAUUCGUCUUCACCGCCGUUGGUUUUCUGCAUUUUUGUGUCACGGGAAGGAAAGAAAAUUUCGUCUCGGGGAUCUAGCAAAAUUAGUUCAUACAAUCAGUUGGUUUGUGCAUGAUGGGAAGCAAACCGAUAGAUGGGUUUGGUUUGGAAGAUGGUUUUGCAUUUUAUGUCAUGCUUUCCAAAGACCGGAAACCUAUUUGCCGUACACAGUGCAUUAAGGCACCUCAUCAAUUUUAUUGCAGACCUGCUAAUUGGAAUAUACAUGAUAUGCCAUACGCUUCAAAAUGUCCCCUGGAAGGUCUACCCCACUUUGCUUUACGACCAGCUUUUGAGGAUGAACGUCAACAAGAUGAAUGGGGAAAGUUUACAACAUUCCUGUAUAAAAAUGAAAAGGCUGCUGUCGUGCAACUUGAUACGUGUGUGUUAUACAUCAUCAAUCCUAGUCUGAAGGCAGGCUCGAAAGCUGGUGACGUCAUGGUUUUGUUUAAAAUGAAUGGUGUGCUAAAUGAUCACAAGAACACCAAAAAUGAUGAGUCCAUGGUGGUGUCAAAAAAGUUGCCCAGUGCAGCAAACUCUGUGAAGACCGGAACUUAUGAACAUUUACAACUGCUGGCAAUGGCUUCUGGUUCUUGUGCUGAGGAUCGAAUUUUGACUCCAAGACAUGAGGAAGUUGGUGAAAGCCUUGAUGCUCAUUUUAGUGGAAGAGAUACCAAUUAUCAUGACUCUUUAAAAGUAUCCUCUUGCAAAUCUGAACUCCUUUCAUUGAAGGAUGACUGCUGUGGGUCGAAAAAUUAUGCACGUGUAGAUCCAUCUUACCUUGCAACUUUGGGACACAGUCAUGAUGGAUGGAUAUUUGGUGCAAUAGCUGAGCUUAUUGACAAUUCCAGAGAUGCUAAAGCGACCAAGCUUGAGAUUUCUGUGGAGACUCGUUAUCUGAAGAAAGACGAUCUACAAAUUCCCAUGCUGUCAGUUGUAGAUGAUGGCCAUGGCAUGUCUCACCAGGAGAUAAUGGUGAUGGUUUCUCUUGGGCAUAAGCAGACUGAUGCAGAUGACCCUAAUCAAAUUGGGAGGUUUGGUAUAGGGUUCAAGACGGGAGCAAUGAAACUUGGCCGUGAUGCAAUUGUUCUUACGCAAACUACUACAUCUAGAUCCAUAGCUUUCUUGUCCCAGUCCUUCAACGAAUGCAAAGAUAGUGUAGAAAUUCCAGUUGUAAGCUACCGCAGGCAUGGAGGAUUUAUGGAAGUGGAUACAAGUAUUCAGUCGUUAGCUGUAGCUGAUUAUCAUUUAAAAGCCAUAAAGGAUUUUUCACCAUUUAAUGAGUACUUAAUAGGUGAAAAAUCAGGGUUAUUUGGUGAAAAUGGCACAGGAACACAGAUUUACAUAUGGAAUUUCGACAAAUGGGGCUCAGAUUUUUGCUUGGAAUGGCAGAAGAGGAAUGGGGACAAAGAUUCCCCCAAUGAAAAUGACAUAUUAAUCCGUUCUAGAAGGGUGAGGUCACGUUCAGGCCAGAUUAGCCAAAAGGUACCAUUGGAUUACUCGCUUCGAUCAUACCUCGAAGUUAUUUUUUUGGAACCACGGAUGAAAAUAUAUGUGCAAGGUUCACUGGUUAAAAGUCGUCCGUUGGCGAAAUCUUUGAAUAAGACCAAAAUUUUCAAAGGCGAGAUUAAGGGAAAACCUGUACAGCUUACUCUUGGUCGGAAUCAGCUAGAAUGGGAGCAAAUGAACUGUGGUAUAUUUUUGUAUUGGCACGGAAGGUUAAUUGAGGCCUACAAGAGAGUUGGCGGCAUGGUUCAUAGUGUGGAUAUUGGGCGUGGCAUAGUUGGAGUUAUAGAUGUCACUGAAAUGAGCAAUAGGAAUAAAGAUUUUAUAAUGAACACCAAACAAGCAUUCCGGGACUGCGAAGAAUAUGCGACUUUGGAGCAGUGGUUGGGUGAAAAAUCCGAUGAAUACUGGGAUGAGCACUUCGAUACGCUUCAAGUGAAACAAAAUGUCAGCGAUAAAUACAAGCCCGACCUUGAGUGGGUGCAGUGUGAUAAGUGUAGAAAAUGGAGGGCACUGGAUAGUGGAUUUGACACUGGCACCCUGCCUCAAACAUGGGUUUGUGGCAUGCCUCCUUACAACGGAAGCUGCCAGAAUCGCGAAGAGGAAAUGGAUCCUGGGGUGGUCACUGUGGGUAAAAAACGGACAAGGUGUGAUCCCAAACAGAUUACUGCAAGUGGAACUCCAAAGAAAGUUGAAACUGGAAUUAUUAUCACCAAACGUCAAAAAUGUAGUCCCAAUAAGAAAAAUUCUGGUAAUACUUCUGGAGAGACCAAGUCGGGGAAACCGAACUGGCAAAGGCACAAAAAUGGUCGUGCUAAAGCCACAAGGUACGAAGAAAGGUAACUGAGGAGUGUAUUUCACUUCUGUUUAUUGUUUGCACUAAAAGCUGUUGAUAAUACUAACAAGAAGUGGAGUCAAGAUUUUGAGGAUAUCCUCUUAUCUUAGGAUGAUUUGAAAAAGGCCAAACAAAUGGGGUAUUGCAAGGAUCUAUAUAGUGUGUGGUUAAAGAUAGAAGAAGAGCCUGCGAGAACCUUAUGUUUAAUUUUGUAUAGGUGCUAGAAUGGUAGGUGAAAAUCCCACACAUUGACAAGGAAGAUGUUUUUUUUUUUUUGUUUUUGAUUUCGCUUUUGCUAUGGGUGCGAUCUUUUUGAGAAACUCUCUGCACUUUUCCGUUGCUAUUGCGUUAAGCAUGACAUGAUUAAAUAGAAGUCGUGGAUCUUUCAUCUUGUAUUCAGAUUUUUGGUUGUAUAUAUAAAUGAAUACAAGUGAUUCACGGGUCUGAAUACAGUUUCAACUUGUGCAUUUAUACAGGCCAGGAUUAUAGAG
Molecule: messenger RNA, 2975 nt
Organism: Papaver somniferum (opium poppy)
Lineage: Eukaryota; Viridiplantae; Streptophyta; Magnoliopsida; Ranunculales; Papaveraceae
Product: MORC family CW-type zinc finger protein 3-like
Exons: 17
Coding region: 219-2492 (757 amino acids)
Cellular component (GO): nucleus
Molecular function (GO): ATP hydrolysis activity; zinc ion binding
Source: RefSeq, a predicted model, not a curated record